Prorocentrum cordatum is the source of this 1347-nucleotide messenger RNA. NCBI's taxonomy places the organism in Eukaryota, Dinophyceae, Prorocentrales, Prorocentraceae. The record is from the annotation of a GenBank genome assembly.
AUGAACGCGGUGUCAGAAACCAACCUGCAGGUCGUCACGACACGAACCUGCCGUACGGCUGUGCCGUUUUCGGGUGAGUCUCCUGACAGGUGUUUCCCAGACUGGCUCGAGGGCCUCGGUUUCCUCGAGGAGAACCUGUCCCAGGCUGGCCCUUGCUGGGUGCAGCCCCGGGAAGGCGGCGGAGGCACCUUCAAGUUCUCCAGCCGGGACCCCAUCUGGCUGCUGCAGCGCCGGGUUCCGGUCAGGGCUGGCAGCCUGGUGCUGUGGGACACGCUGCUGGCGCACGGCAGUUGCCCCAACGCGUCCGCGAACUUCAGGGUCGCCCAGUUCGUCCGCGGCUUCCGCGCCGGCCAGAUGAGCCCCCCGCGCGCUGCUGCGCGAGCGGAGGCCACCAGGACGCACCUCCGCGCCGCGGGCGCCCUGCAGUCGCUGGGCCCUCUCGCGCCCCACGUCUUCGGCGUGGCCGCGGGCGCCUCGCCGCCGGGCCCCGCCGGGAGCGGCGCCGCGUGCCCGGGUCGCCGCGAGUCCAUGAGUUAUUUCUCCAACGAGGCGCUCGCGGCGGCCGCGGCGCCAGCGCUGUUGUGGGGCCUCGCGCGCCAGGCGGGCUUCGGCCCGGAGGACGAGGUCGCCCUCAUCUGUGAGGCCAGCGUGUGGUUCAAGGACAACCCGCCAACGUUUGUCCUCGGCACUUUCGACAGGGUGCAGGCAUACGUCAGUGCGUGCAGGGAGGUCUUCCCUGGCUUGGAUCCAGAGGUCAAGCACAGGAUCGGCGGACUGCUGAAUACCGGCCAGCUGGUGUGGUCGCUGCAGAAUCGUUGGAAGAAGGGCGUCCCGGGCACCGCGGAGGGCCAGGCGUUGCCCCUCACCGACGGGGAGCGCUGCGCUGGCACGGCCCGCCGCAAGAACGAGGACGAGCUCGACGAGGACAGGGAGACGUACCUGAGGGUGGCCGCCUCCUUCGGACGGGGCUUGGACAAGGACGAGGACGAGGUCGAGCACCCCUGUAGCGUCCCGACGACGCGCCGACGCUGGACCAGAUCUCACCCUGGCGGGCAUCCACCCCUUGCACGAGCGGACGGUCGGCGUGGCGCAGGUUCGCCACGCGUUCGAGCGGGCAGAGGUUGCUCGGACCCCAUCUGGGAGGCCUCUGGCAGCUCGGGCUGGAGGCGUGCACUCCGUGGGCGCGACGCGGCGGCUGCCCGUCUCCGCGCGCCUGUUCGGCGCAGCCUCCCCCUGGCACAGGUCGUCCGAUUCGAUCUGGCCAGCGCCUUCUGCUCCGCCAGGUGGUCGCCUCCCCAGGCGCCCCCAUCGCGUCGUGAGCAAAAGUCCUGCCGGGACGUGCGUUGA